Messenger RNA from Tachysurus vachellii, 2644 nucleotides. It is a transcript of the gene bnip3, whose product is annotated as BCL2 interacting protein 3. Bases 229 to 810 code for a protein of 193 amino acids. The transcript has 6 exons. Lineage: Eukaryota; Metazoa; Chordata; Actinopteri; Siluriformes; Bagridae. Gene Ontology annotation, biological process: mitochondrial outer membrane permeabilization; positive regulation of apoptotic process. Gene Ontology annotation, cellular component: nucleus; mitochondrial envelope; mitochondrial outer membrane. The record is from RefSeq and is a predicted model, not a curated record.
GAACCGAUUCCUGAGUCACCUGAACAUACAUGUGCGCUGUCUAUGCGGCAUUAAAGACUAAACCUGAUGCGACCAAUGCGUCUGUGUACAUCUCUCUGUCUGAACACGACCAGGCUUUAUUUAAACGUUAUAGAUAAUAAUAAUAAUAAUAAUAAUAAUAAUAAUAAUAAUAAUAAGCAGCUUGAAGGAGACUGUAUUGUUUGAGGUUUGACUGGACCUUCUGCCAUCAUGUCGACAGAUAAACAAAGUCUUCCAGAAGAGAACCUGCAAGGCUCUUGGGUGGAGCUGCACUUCAAUAACGGAGCUGGAGGGGCUCCUAAAGCAACAGUGGAGGAUCAGGCUCCCUCUGGAGACAUGGAGAAGAUGCUGCUGGAUGCUCAGCACGAGUCUGGCAGGAGCAGCUCCAGAGGGAGUUUACCCUGUGACAGUCCUCCAAGGUCCCAGACUCCUUUGCACUUGAGCAAAGGAUCAGAGAUCCACAGCUCAGCAGAGAAAAACAGCUCACAGUCCGAUGAAGACUUUCUGGAGAGGAGGAAAGAGGUCGACAACCUCAUGAAGAAAAACGCUGACUGGAUAUGGGACUGGUCGAGUCGACCAGAAAAUAUCCCACCCAAGGAGUUCUUGCUGAAGCAGCCAAAACGCUCCAGCACCUUGAGUAUCAGGAACACGAGCGUGAUGAAGAAGGGAGGAAUCUUCUCUGCUGAGUUCCUCAAAGUCUUCCUACCUUCUCUCAUCGUCUCUCACAUCCUCGCCAUGGGGCUCGGUGUGUACAUCGGACGACGCAUCACUACUUCCUCCAGCACGUUCUGAUGGAGAACCCACAAAUCCGAUCUCCGGCUGCUCCUUCUCCACCUCAUCAUCUCUGCUGCUUUGUCUUGAAUCGGUGUUUCAGUAGAUCCAAAUAGGUCAGGACCGCUCGAGCCGUUUCCACUCGCGGGCCGGGUGCCGUACUACACCGCCUUCAUCCCACCCUCUUCGUGUAUUCCCCUGGCUCGCACUCUUUUACAGUCACGCCUGCACUAGGAGGCCAUUUUAGAGUUGUAGACAGAGUAGCGUUAUCUGUGCUCCACCUUCAUCAUUCUAAUUUCUUGUUCAGAUAGAAAAUCUGUUUAAAAGAAAUAGCAGUCAUGUAAGAUAUAGAUGUAAGGAAUUAUACAUCAUCAUGAAGAGUAUAGUUCUGGCUUAGGACCUGUAAAUACUUCAUGAGAGAGUGGGGGAAAAGGUAAGAAGAUCAGACUGUACAGGUUUCAGCGGGAUUUUACUAACAAAAUGGAACAGCACAGCUUUCGAUAAAUCAUAUCAGAUGAAACAAAUGCCAAAAAUUAUAGCAGCAAUCACUCAUUUAUGAGAAAGAGAGUAGGUCUGUUUUGCUGAGUACAAAUCAGAGUGAGGUUUAUGCUUUUGGUUCACUUUUAGUUUGAUUUGAUUCCACAAUGCACUGAAGAACACGAAUCAAAGCGAUAAAUAUACAAGUCAGUCACGUGAAAACUCAAAGAAAAAGGGAAAGAAACUUAACUGACUGUGAAAUGAAUCUAGAAAUUUGAUAAGUAAUAGCAAAAUUGUUUCUUUUGGUUUCUUGGUAGAAAUUUCUAGAACUUAACAUUUCUGCAGGGCUACAGCUCUGGUCCACAGCUCAGUGUAGCACUCAAAAUAAUAAUAAUAAUAAAAAAAAAGGUAGCUGCACGAAACUCCAAGUAUACCACGUUUGAUGCAUUUCCUGCAAUCGAACUACACGAGCGUGUGUGGAAACACAUCAGUCGGACGGUUCGUCGCGGUCUGAUACCCUGUAUACGGUAGUUGUGUAAAGAUGUAAAGUUCAGAGUUCAAUUCAAACAGUAAACGCGCUCGACUCCAGCGAUCAAGCUGAUGCGUUCUGAUAAGCGUAUUAUAUUUCUUGUGAGAUCUUGUCAUAGUAAUCAAACCCGUGUGGAUUAAAGGUGCCACAUCUAGGAUUUUAGUAUCUCUAGGAUCAGAGUGGAAAAAGGAGAAGAGCUGCUUCUACAUCAGCACUCUCACUGAGGGAAGCUUGAAUGGAACGGACCGGCUUCUUCUGGAAACAGCACAGAGCUGUAGUUCUGUCUCGACACACACACACACACGCGCGCGCGCGCGCUAAAAGACUAGUUAGCUUACAAGUUAGAUUUCAAUCUUUACAAAACUUUGACACGUGAAUGUUACGAGAUAUUUUCUUUGUUCAUUGCGAUAUUAACUCAGGUAAGCAUCUUGAUAGCAAGAGAGAGGGGGGAAAAAUGCAUGGAUCACUUGGCAGAUCCACAGUUCUGAAGGCUACACUACCACCACCACAUUAAGUGUACUCAAUAAAAACCAGGUAGCUCAGUUUAGAACAAUUCAUAUUACAUUAACGCAUGCAAUUCUCCAUUCUGCACCUCCUGUGCAGAAGAAACACAAGCACGAGCUCGUUUCGGAUUUCCUCUAACUAAAAUGUAGAGAUGUCCAGAUCCGAACCUUAAGAUAAAAGUUCAAACGUCGUAUGGUCACCUUCUAGCUGCUGUGAUGACUUCUCAUUGGAAUGAGUCAAGGAGAAAAAGGGAACACGAUGUAAUUUAGUGCAUGAUGUGUAGGGUGUAGAAAUCCAUGGUUUUGUAUUUUAUGUGAAAACCAAUAAAUCAAUGUUAUCAGUCUA